AUGGACGGUUACCUCAAUAACCUUUCCCUCGAAUACGAAUCUGUCUGGGACACCAAACCAGCUUGGUGUCAGCCAUGGACAAUAGCACUAACAGGGGUUUCAAUUGUUGCUAUUAGUUGGUUGGUUUUUCAAUCUGUUGUUGUUACUUCAGCCAUAUCCCUACUCAUUUUUGCAUGGUGGUACAUCUUUCUUUAUUCUUAUCCCAAGGCUUAUUCAGCUAUGAUUGCUGAGCGCAGAGAAAGGAUUACAGAUGGUGUUGAAGACACGUAUGGUCGUAGGAAGUAG
Molecule: messenger RNA, 285 nt
Organism: Vicia faba (fava bean)
Lineage: Eukaryota; Viridiplantae; Streptophyta; Magnoliopsida; Fabales; Fabaceae
Source: the annotation of a GenBank genome assembly